Molecule: messenger RNA, 1367 nt
Organism: Poecilia latipinna (sailfin molly)
Lineage: Eukaryota; Metazoa; Chordata; Actinopteri; Cyprinodontiformes; Poeciliidae
Product: transmembrane protein 238-like
Exons: 2
Coding region: 452-1024 (190 amino acids)
Source: RefSeq, a predicted model, not a curated record
AAAAGCCCUAUGGCUGUUUUUUAAAAAAUAUAUACCAUUGUCAUAACUAUUAGUAAGGUUAAUGAAUGCUAUUAAUUUUUCUUGAAGGAAUAAAAAGGAAGAAAAAAAACAUUGCCCAAGGCUCUCCAACUCUCACAUACGUGUAAUUAUUCAGAUGGACUGAUCAGUAAGUGGGUACCAAAUUCAAUUUUGCUUAUGACCUUAUUCAAUCUGGCGUGAUCACAAUAAAAUGCUGUGCGGUUUAUACGUGACCUGCGUGUAAAUGUCUUUCAAGGCUCGGAGCGUGACAGUUAUAUCACUUCGUUUGAGGUCGCAGGGAGACAACCCCUUACGUUGAUACAGGUAACCGAGGCGUGGCCAGGCGCACAGGUGGAAAAAAAAAAAAGCAAGCUCAUCACCUGGCAGCCGUUAUUUCUCUUCCCGUCCUGCACUGUAGCGCUGUGCUCCGGUUAUGGCCUCGAGUGGCGUGGGGAAGUGCUUGCUGUUCUUCUUCCUCGCCUUGGCGUUCGACGCCGGCGGCCUGGCGAUGCUCCUCGUCGGCAUUUUCGGCAACCUGACCGCAGACGGCCGCUUCUACGGGGACUUCCUCAUCUACACGGGCUCCAUCAUCAUUUUCUUCAGCCUGAUGUGGUGGGUGUUGUGGUACACGGGGAACGUGCACCUGUACGCGCCGGGAUACAGGAGGGACUCUCUGGACGCCAGCCUCACGCAGUGGGCCAGGAAGUUGUCCGAGAGGUUCUCCAAGGGCGGCGGCGGCAAGAAGCCCCUGGAAGCGGCGGAGGGUGAGCAGGAGAUGAAGAAAAAGAAGAUACGUGGAGAGGUGGUGGAGGCGAAGGGGACCGUGCGCUUCUCUGCGCCGCCUCGGAUUACAUGGGAAGCCGGCGGCGGAGGUCAGGAUAACGGGGGCUUUGACGGAUGGAGCGAGUGCGCAUCUCCGACUGAUAAAAACGUGGAGCUGGGGGUCCUGACGGUGGCGGAGGCGGUUCUGCAGGCGGGAGACACUAAAGCAGAGAGGCUCCUCUGACAGCAUGUUGAGAGAUCUUCAGUGACCCAUGGCAGUUUUUAAUUAAUGAGCCUGACCGUUUGUGCUCACCUUCACACUUCAGCAGUAUUUUAGCCGUCAGUUUGCUUGUAAGCGGCUGGCCAGUCAGACACCCUGUGGGCAUAAAGGCACAAUUGCAUUUUUAAUGGAACUCUGCAGCACUUAUUGAUCCGGUGGAAUGGAGUGCGAUGGGUACGGCGAUUGGGUUUUAGCCGCGGCUGAGCCGCCGAAGGAAUGCGAGGAUCUUAUCUUAUUCUGCAUAAUGCCCACUGAUGCCAUCCCACUAGCUAUAAAUGGGUGUGGUCUUUUUUUCUUCUUCUUUUUU